CCCCGACCCGCUCCAAGGCGGCCCGGGCUCUGGGGCUGCGCGGCAGGCGGAGCGGCCGCGGGCUUGGGGGCUUCGCCGGGGGCCGGGCGGCCGGCGCCCCCGGCUGCUCCCGCCGCCGCCCGGACCCGCGCCCCGCCGGGGCAGCGGUGGUGAGAGCCCCGACUCCCCGGACGCCGCCCGCCGCGCCAUGGGGUUCCCGGCCGCGGGGCUCCUCUGCGCGCUGUGCUGCGGCCUCCUGGCCCCGGCCGCCCGCGCCGGCUACUCCGAGGAGCGCUGCAGCUGGAGGGGCAGCGGCCUCACCCAGGAGCCCGGCAGCGUGGGGCAGCUGGCCCUGGCCUGUGCGGAGGGCGCGGUUGAGUGGCUGUACCCGGCUGGGGCGCUGCGCCUGACCCUGGGCGGCCCCGAUCCCAGAGCGCGGCCCGGCAUCGCCUGUCUGCGGCCGGUGCGGCCCUUCGCGGGCGCCCAGGUCUUCGCGGAGCACGCAGGGGGAGCCCUGGAGCUGCUGCUGGCCGAGGGCCCGGGCCCGGCCGGGGGCCGCUGCGUGCGCUGGGGUCCCCGCGAGCGCCGGGCCCUCUUCCUGCAGGCCACGCCGCACCGGGACAUCAGCCGCCGCGUGGCCGCCUUCCGCUUUGAGCUGCGCGAGGACGGGCGCCCCGAGCUGCCCCCGCAGGCCCACGGUCUCGGCGUAGACGGUGCCUGCAGGCCCUGCAGCGACGCUGAGCUGCUCCUGGCCGCAUGCACCAGCGACUUUGUAAUUCAUGGGAUCAUCCAUGGGGUCGCCCAUGAUGUGGAGCUGCAGGAGUCUGUCAUCACCGUGGUGGCCGCCCGUGUCCUCCGCCAGACACCGCCGCUGUUCCGGGCGGGGGGAUCCGGGGACCAGGGGCUGACCUCCAUUCGUACCCCCCUGCACUGUGGCGUCCGCCCGGGCCCAGGCACCUUCCUCUUCAUGGGCUGGAGCCGCUUUGGGGAGGCCUGGCUGGGCUGUGCCCCACGAUUCCAGGAGUUCCGCCGUGCCUACGAGGCUGCCCGUGCUGCCCACCUCCACCCCUGUGAGGUGGCGCUGCACUGAGGGGCCGGGUGCUGGGGAGGGGCUGGUAGGAGGGAGGGUGGGGGGCCCACUGCUUUGGAGGUGAUGGGGACUAUCAAUAAGAACUUUGUUCACACAAGCUGCUGUGGACCUGGUCUCCUGUGUCCAGCCCAGCCUUGGGCCUGCCUUGCAGCUGUGAGGAUGGCUCCAAUUCCUGCCUCCCAGUGGGAGAGUGAGGCUCAGGGGAAUGGUAUCUUGUUCAAGACCAUUUGGCAACUGAGAGGGAGAGCAGAUGUCAGGAGGAGCUACACCCACAUUCCAGGGAGGGGCCGCUGCUGGGUGGGGGGCACAUGGGGACCUGCCCUCAUGCAAGCUUCUGCUCUGCUGCGUCCACCAGCCCCGUCCUCGCCCACACCCUUGCCCGCUUCCCUGGCUGGCUCCCACUUGCCUCCUGUGCCAGGUGCUUCUGGGGCUCAGCAGGAGAGGAAAGGGGCAGAGGAGCAUAGGGUCCCUCGGGUACGGUGGGGGCAGGCGGGCGCACAGCGCUCUGGCUCUGAGCCAGGCCUGUGAGGGAAGGGGCUGCAGGCUGGCAGGGUGCCGACUUCCCCCAUGGCCGCUGUGAGCCCGCAGAGUCAUCCUUGGCCCCGUCCCGCCCUUGGGGAAGAAUGGGCCCCUCUGUCCUCAGGCCCCUUCGACGUGCUGAGCAUCCAGAUGUGGCGAGGAGCCCGGAGGGUGUGGGGUCCCCUCUGCAGGGUCCUGCUUGUGCCCAUUUCCGGCGGGCGGGGUGCACAAUGGGGUCUCUAAGGACCGUUUCCCGCCACUGGCCCCAUUGUCACUGUCUCCGCCUUCCUCCUUGGCCUUUCAGCUGCAUAAAGGGCCAGUGAGGUUUGGGACAGCCACAGCCCAAGGCCCCGAGGCUAAAAGCCCCUGGAUGGGGGUGUUCCGGGACCCCUGGCCCUGUGCGAGCUGCCUCCUCUCACCCUAGCCCCUCGGAUCCUGGGAAAGAGACAGCCACAUCUCAAGGGCCAGGGAUCCCUGGGCUGAGCCCCCAGAAAUGGCUUUCCAUUCUCGCCUGGGCCAGGGGUGGGGGUGGAGGCCAGAGGCCCUGCCCAGGCAGACGAAGUCCCCAGCUUUCAAGGGGGAAACUGAGGCUGUGUGAGGGACACAGCUGUGCAUGGCCCACAAACACGGUCCUUUCUCCAGGUUAGCAGAUGCAGAUGACUGAUGAGUGCCAUGCUCUCUGUGGACACCUGGGGGGUCACCUCCAGCGCCGCCCUGGGACGUCCACAGGGCAGGUUGUCUGAAAGCUGCACGUGCAAGGGGCUUACCCUUUCACACAGAUGACCUGCCUGCCGAAGGGCUGAUGAGGAUAGGUGAGGAGCGCAGCUGCUGGGCGUCAUGCACUGUGGGGGUUCUCCCACCUUCUGCCCCUCCUCAGGUUCCCUGCUGCUUCUCUCCUCUCCCCAGACUCCUAACUGUGGCAUGCUGAGGGCUCAGGCACAGGACCGCUCCUCUGGGGCCCACCGCCUCACAUCCAUCUGCCCCCAGCUCAAACACUUCCGCAAAGACUAGAGGAGGAGGUAGCCCGUGUGCCCUCUGCACCACCUCCUCCACUUCUGUCUUGGAUAGGCUUUCCCAUGGGCCGAGCAACCCCCUCACCUUUGGCACCUGCCCUGAUUCUCUGGCCAGCUUCCUACAACCUCUCCUCUUCAGCCACACCCAAGUCCACCUGUUCACAAACACCCUGGGCUGGGCCCUGGCCGAACCCUGGCUUCUACCCACCUGUCUCAGAAGUGCCUGAGCCUUGCACCUACAGACCCUCCCAGAGAAAGCCCUGGCUUUGCAACCACCUGUCUUCUCAUGAGACACAGGCAGACGCAGGGCCACAGGAGUGCCACGGUGCCUGAAUGGGUCUUGGAGCAUUAGACCAGGGGCUUCAUGCCUGCCCUGGGGAUGGGUGGCCAAAGUGGCAUGGGAGAUAGGGAGACGGUGUGGGUGAACACGUGGGCAGGAGCUACAGGAGCCUGGGGCCUGUGGAUCACAGACACCUCCAGGCAAGUGCCAGUUCACACAGGUACAGGUGGCUGCAGAGUGCCCGAAGGCCAAGAAGCAGAGUGCCUGGUGUGGACGCGAGAAGAGUGGGGAGGCCGGGCGCGGUGGCUCAUGCCUGUAAUCCCAGCACUUUGGGAGGCUGAGGCGGGUGGAUGACGAAGUCAGGAGAUGGAGACCAUCCUGGCCAACAUGGUGAAACCGUCUCUAAUAAAACACAAAAAAUUA
Molecule: messenger RNA, 3304 nt
Organism: Symphalangus syndactylus (siamang)
Lineage: Eukaryota; Metazoa; Chordata; Mammalia; Primates; Hylobatidae
Gene: METRN
Product: meteorin, glial cell differentiation regulator
Biological process (GO): glial cell differentiation; positive regulation of axonogenesis
Molecular function (GO): hormone activity
Source: RefSeq, a predicted model, not a curated record